UUAAAAAGCCAGGCCCGAAACGUCGGUACGUAUUUCUUAGAUCUCGGAGGAGGAGGAGGAGGACGGGAGCAAUCGUAGCUAGCGCCACCCCGCUUCCUUUCUUUAUUUAGCCAGCUUCGCCUCCGCAUUUCCCUGCCACCUCCAUCCCCCUCAUCUAUCCAUCCUUCGAGCCCGCCGUCCCACCGGGAUCGUUCCAAGUAUACAAGUAACAGGUCUUGUGUGGUGGAGUCUCCUUUAAGGUUGCUUCUAAAUGUCAAGUGCAAAACAGGUCCUUGAUCCUGCAUUUCAAGGAGCUGGCCAAAAACCUGGGACAGAAAUAUGGCGGAUUGAAGAUUUUAAACCAGUUCCUUUGCCAAAGUCAGAUUAUGGUAAAUUCUACUGUGGAGAUUCAUACAUAGUUCUGCAGACGACUUGUAACAGGGGUGGUGCUUACCUCUUUGACAUUCACUUCUGGAUUGGGAAAGAUUCUAGUCAAGAUGAAGCUGGCACUUCAGCAAUCAAGACGGUUGAACUUGAUAGCAUGCUUGGGGGUCGUGCAGUCCAGCACAGGGAACCCCAAGGUUACGAAUCUGAUAAGUUCAUAUCAUACUUCAAGCCAUGCAUUAUACCCAUGGAGGGAGGUUUUGCUUCUGGGUUUAGAAAGCCAGAGGAGGAAAAAUUUGAAACGCGGCUGUAUAUUUGCAAAGGAAAGAGAGCUAUCAGAGUCAAAGAGGUUCCAUUUGCUCGUUCCUCAUUAAACCACGACGAUGUCUUUAUCUUGGAUACUGAAAAGAAAAUAUAUCAAUUCAAUGGUGCUAACUCCAAUAUUCAAGAAAGAGCCAAAGCACUGGAAGUGAUCCAACAUUUAAAGGACAAGUACCAUGAAGGAGUGUGUGAUGUUGCAAUUGUUGAUGAUGGAAAAUUGCAAGCAGAAUCAGAUUCAGGUGAAUUCUGGGUCGUUUUUGGUGGUUUUGCACCAAUAGGGAAGAAAGCUCCAUGUGAUGAUGAUGUUAUUCUUGAAACUACACCAACAAAGCUUUACAGUGUCAAUAAUGGUAAACUGACGUUAGAAGAUACCGUUUUGACAAAAUCAAUUCUUGAGAACACUAAAUGCUUUCUACUUGACUGCGGGUCCGAGUUAUAUGUAUGGGUUGGCCGGGUAACACAAGUGGAUGAUAGGAAAGCUGCAAGUGUGGCAGUGGAGGAAUUCAUUGUUAAGCAAAAUAGGCCAAAGACAACAAGAGUGACUCAAGUAAUUCAAGGUUAUGAGGACCAUACGUUCAAGUCCAAAUUUGAUUCGUGGCCUGUAAGUAAUGCGGCAGGAGCCAGUGCGGAGGAUGGCCGAGGAAAAGUUGCAGCGAUGUUGAAGAAAAAAGGUGAUGUCAAGGGAGCCUCCAAAAACAGCCCCACAGUAAAUGAGGAAGUUCCUCCUUUGCUAGAAGUCGGGGGAAAGCUUGAGGUAUGGUGUGUUGAUGGCAGUGCUAAGACUGCUCUUCCGAAGGAAGAUCUUGGAAAAUUUCAUAGCGGGGAUUGUUAUAUUGUUCUCUAUACAUAUCAUUCGGGUGAUAAAAGAGAAGAAUUCUAUCUAACUUGCUGGAUUGGGAAGAAUAGUAUACUGGAAGAUCAGCAUAUGGCUCUUCAAAUAACUAAUACGAUUUGGAAUUCAAUGAAAGCAAGACCUGUUCUGGGUCGUAUAUAUCAAGGGAAGGAGCCUCCACAGUUUAUUGCUCUUUUCCAGCCCAUGGUUAUUCUUAAGGGUGGAAUCAGCUGCGGAUACAAGAAUUCUGUACAAGAGAAGGGCUUGCCAGAUGAAACAUAUCCUGGCACCGGUGUCGCUCUUGUUAGAAUUGAUGGAACGCCAAUUCAUAACAAUAAAACACUUCAAGUUGAUGCGGUGUCAACAUCCUUGAGUUCUACAAACUGUUUUGUCCUGCAAUCUGGAAAUUCAGUGUUUAUAUGGAUUGGCAACACAAGUUCUUAUGAACAACAACAGUGGGCUGCAAAAGUUGCUGAGUUCUUGAAGCCUGGCGUUGCUGUCAAGCAUUGCAAGGAGGGAACCGAGAGCUCUUCUUUCUGGUCUGCUCUUGGUGGAAAACAGAAUUACUCAAAUAUAAAUGCCACACAGGAUGUUGUUAGAGAACCCCAUCUGUACACAUUCUCAUUUAGGAAUGGCAAGCUGGAGGUAACUGAAGUUUACAAUUUUUCACAAGAUGAUUUGUUGACCGAAGAUGUGAUGGUACUUGACACACACGCCGAAGUCUUUGUUUGGAUGGGUCAGUGUGUGGACACAAAAGAGAAACAAAUGGCAUUUGAAAUUGGCGAGAAAUACAUAGAGCAUGCGUUGACCUUCGAAGGUCUUGCACCUGACGUGCCUCUCUAUAAAGUCAGUGAAGGGAAUGAACCUUGCUUCUUUAGGACAUACUUCUCCUGGGAUAGCACCAGAUCUCUGAUCCAUGGGAAUUCAUUUCAGAAGAAACUUUCACUUCUUUUUGGAAUGCGUUCAGAGAGUGGGCCUAAGGGCUCAGGUGAUGGUGGACCAACUCAAAGGGCAUCAGCACUGGCAGCACUUUCAUCCGCUUUUAAUCCAUCUUCCCAAGAUAAACAGUCUACUGAUAGGCCUCAAAGCUCUGGUGAUGGUGGACCUACUCAGCGUGCUUCAGCAUUGGCUGCAUUAUCAUCUUCACUCAAUACGUCAGGUUCACAAUCUCGUCCAGGUCAAGGUUCUCAGAGAGCAGCUGCUGUUGCAGCAUUAUCUAAUUCAGUGUCUUCUCAAAGUCCCCGCAAUGAUGCAGAGGGUGAAGCAGCAGAAUUUGAUAUGGUGGAUGAGGCGGAGCGAACUGAGCCUGACGUAUCACGGGAAGAGACUGCCAACGAGAAUGGUGGUGAAACAAUCUUCAGCUAUGACCGUCUGAUAUCAAAGUCUACCGACCCUGUCCGUGGGAUAGAUUACAAGCGCAGGGAGACAUAUUUGUCGGACACUGAAUUCCAGACUGUAUUUGGUAUGAACAAGGAGGAGUUCUACCAGCAGCCAAGGUGGAAGCAAGAAUUGCAGAAAAGAAAAGCGGAUCUUUUCUGAAGCACAAAUUCCUAGUUUUCUCUUCCAUGAUUGGUACCACAAGCCCAAGCCCAGCAGUCUUCAUGUUCCAGACGCGAGACUACCUGCUGGUUUAUCUGCUCAUUUGAUUUCCCCAAGUUUUAUAGGCUGCAGUAUUAUUAUUUGUAUAUUAUAAUUCCUACAUGAUCUGCGUUACGCAACUCCAAGGAUCGUUCCUACAUCAAUUGCUCUCGUGGUUAUUCUUCGUUGAUGCACAUGUACACCAUUGCCAUGCUCAAAUUUGUAUCAGUUCUUGGCGUCGUUUCUCAUGGUCACUCUAUGUUGCUACUGAGAUGUAUGAUACUCCUACUAUUUCAUAUCCAGACUUCUGCUUUUACUUUUA
This is a messenger RNA of Hordeum vulgare subsp. vulgare (domesticated barley), 3416 nucleotides long. RefSeq names its product villin-2-like. Lineage: Eukaryota; Viridiplantae; Streptophyta; Magnoliopsida; Poales; Poaceae. Gene Ontology annotation, molecular function: actin filament binding. The coding region runs from base 251 to 3055 and encodes 934 amino acids. The transcript is spliced from 24 exons. Gene Ontology annotation, biological process: actin filament severing; cytoskeleton organization. The record is from RefSeq and is a predicted model, not a curated record.